UCUCAUUGCAAUUAGCAGCAGUUCCGUGAGAGUCUCAACAGCUCUCUUUCUUGUUCUAUUCUAUUUUUGUUGUCUAAUUUCUCAUAAUUUUUGGUUUCGUCUCUUUCUUGAUUUUGUUUCUGAUUCUUUACAACCCACCAUUUUGCUUUCAAGAAAACUAAUUUCCUUGAUUUCAUUUGGUUUCCUUUCUCAUUGACAAUGAAGCAGAAUAUGGAAAAUCCUCUUCAUCUCAAGUCCUUGAAUCACAUCUCGCUUUUGUGCAGAUCAGUUGAGAAAUCCAUUGAUUUCUAUCAGAAUGUUCUUGGGUUUGUGCCAAUUAGGAGGCCAGGAUCUUUUGAUUUUGAUGGAGCUUGGCUGUUUGGCUAUGGAAUUGGAAUUCAUCUAUUGCAAUCAGAAGAUCCAGAGAACAUGCCCAAGAAAAGUAUUAUUAAUCCCAAAGACAAUCAUAUGUCUUUCCAGUGUGAGAGCAUGGGGGCAGUGGAGAAGAAGCUGAAGGACAUGGGAAUCAAGUACGUGCGAAGCAUGGUGGAGGAAGGUGGAAUCCAUGUGGAUCAACUUUUCUUUCAUGAUCCAGAUGGAUUCAUGAUUGAAAUAUGCAACUGUGAUAGUCUCCCUGUGAUCCCUCUAGGAGGAGAGAUGGCACGAUCGUGCUCUCUUGUGAAUCUUCCGACAAUACAGCAUAACAAGCAGCAGAUGCAGCAGGUGGUCCAGCAGUAGAGAGAAGUAGAGGCUAGCAAUAGGCUCAGCAUUUGGUGUAAUUUGUCAAUAAAAUUGUCGGCCUAAGAGAUGGGGUCUUCGUUGUCUAUUGUGUAAUGUGUUCCUUUUGUUUCUUUUUUUACUUGUUCGAGUCUUUUGUUAACAAUAAGAUUAUAAGAUAAAUGCAAAAUGUCCUUCAUUUCAAUGUC
Manihot esculenta (cassava) is the source of this 905-nucleotide messenger RNA. RefSeq names its product metallothiol transferase FosB. NCBI's taxonomy places the organism in Eukaryota, Viridiplantae, Streptophyta, Magnoliopsida, Malpighiales, Euphorbiaceae. The record is from RefSeq and is a predicted model, not a curated record. Bases 199 to 717 code for a protein of 172 amino acids. The transcript has 3 exons.